UGUCAGCAACUCAAAAAGGUUCCAGUUAUUGCACUCUCUGUAUGAAAAAUAGUCUUCCUCUUUUUUAUCUAACAUCGUCCUCUUGGCAAUAAGUUGCUGACAGAGAAAUAUACUACCUGACAAAAAAGAAACCCAAAGCUUUUGGCUUUCACCGACUUAUGAGUUUCUCACUCUGAGCAUUGAGCACUACUAAGCAAGAAUCUCAAAGAAAGUCCAAGUCUUUCAGCCGAAACCGCAAAUGGGUUCGAUUCGUUUUCUCAUUUCUCUGUUUCUUGCGCUCGGGGUUUUUACCCCUCCACCGCGAGUUUGUGGAAAUGCAGAGCUCGGAGCACUGCUGCAGCUGAAGGCCUCUCUUGACCCAGAAGGCAAGUACUUGAGUUCAUGGACUGAACAUGGUGAUCCGUGUAGUGGAACAUUUGAAGGUGUGGCGUGUAAUGAGAAGAGCAAAGUGGCUAAUGUUUCUUUGCAGGGGAAGGGUCUUUCGGGUCGGCUUUCGCCGGCGGUGGCCGAGCUCCGGUGCUUGUCCGGUCUGUACUUGCAUUAUAAUAACUUGGCAGGGGAGAUUCCGAAGGAGAUUGGAGCUCUAACUGGGCUUACUGAUCUGUAUCUCAAUGUGAAUAAUCUCUCUGGGGGUAUACCCCAAGAGAUUGGGAAAAUGGCUAGUCUUCAAGUUUUACAGCUAUGUUGUAACCAGCUGAAUGGGAGCAUACCUACACAGAUGGGGUCCUUGAAGAGGUUAAGUGUUCUUGCUUUGCAGUAUAACAGAAUAUAUGGUCAGAUUCCUGCAAGCUUGGGGGACUUAGGGUUGCUCAAAAGGCUUGAUCUGGGCUUCAAUAAUUUCUCUGGUACAAUUCCUGCAAAGCUAGCUAGUAUACCAUCUUUGGAACUCUUAGAUAUCCGAAAUAAUUCUCUUUCUGGAGUGGUCUCUCCUGCUUUCAAGAGAUUAAAUGAAGGAUUUGAGUCUGCAAACAACCCAGAACUAUGCGGAGUUGGAUUUUCUACACUGAGAAAUUGCACAUCUUUUGACACGGACAGAGUGGAUGUCGAUGGACUACCAGUUGGACCAAACUUAAAUGGAACAGUGGGUACUGCUCCUCCAAAAGCCAACCCUGAGUCGGUAGAUGUCAACACCCAUUGCAACCAAAACAAUUGCAAAAAGUCGACCAGAUUUCCGCAAGCUGCUGUAAUUGCAGGAGUUAUUGCACUCAUUGUCACAUUGGCUGGGGGUGUAUUUCUGGCUCUUGUGCGGAACAGACGAAAGAAACAAAAGAUUGGGAAUACUAGUGAUCCUUCUGAUGGCCAGCUUAGCACUGAUCAGGCCAAGGAGUUCUACAGGAGAAGUCCCUCUCCACUAGUGAGUCUUGAGUACUCUAAUGCAUGGGAUCCCUUGGCCGAUGGGCAAAAUGGCCUUGGUUUCUCUUUCUCCCAGGAGUAUCUCAAAAGCUAUUGGUUCAACAUGGAAGAUGUGGAGUCUGCAACACAGUACUUCUCCGAGGUGAACUUGUUAGGGAAGAGCAAAUUCUCUUCUGUCUACAAAGGAGUUCUGAGAGAUGGUUCUCUUGUAGCUGUUAAGAGCAUUAAUGUGACCAGCUGCAAGUCUGAGGAAGCUGAAUUUGUGAAGGGACUGCACUUAGUAUUUUCGCUAACUCAUGAAAACCUUGUCAAGUUGAAAGGUUUCUGCUGCUCUAGGGGCAGAGGUGAAUGCUUCCUUAUCUAUGAUUUUGCUCCUAAUGGAAACCUCUCUCAAUAUCUCGAUGUAAUCGAUGGAAAGAACCAAGUCCUUGACUGGUCCAAGAGAGUUUCUAUCUUAAAGGGCAUUGCAAAAGGUAUUGGAUACUUGCACGGCAGUGAAGAAAACAAACCGGCCAUGAUUCAUCAAAACAUCUCUGUUGAAAAGGUUCUCCUUGAUCAGCAAUUUAAGCCAUUGAUUUCAGACUCUGGCCUUCCUAAGCUGCUAGCUGAUGACAUUGUCUUCUCCACUCUGAAGACAAGUGCUGCAAUGGGAUACCUAGCUCCUGAAUAUAUCACCACUGGUCGUUUCACUGAGAAAAGUGAUGUAUAUGCAUUUGGAGUCAUUGUCCUCCAAGUUAUAUCAGGCAAUCUACAACUCAACACUUCAAUGCGACUGGCUGCAGAAUCAUGCAGAUAUGAAGAAUUUGUUGACACCAAUCUAAAAGGGCAAUUCUCAGAACCUGAAGCAGCUGCACUGGGAAAACUCGGACUAGUGUGCACUCAUGAGCAUCCUGACCAAAGGCCAACAAUGAAGACAGUGAUCCAGGAGCUGAGCAACCUUACAGCGAGUUAGUGAUAUCCUACUUGUAUUAUCCACACAAUGCAGGUAUUGACCACCAAACUUCGGCCUCAAUAGUGUCACCAUCAGUGGAGAAUAGAGCUCAGUAAGCAGGUUGAACAAUAUACAGGCUUCAUCGAAACCAGAGGCGGUGGAAAGCAGAUAUUGGGAAACAGAACUUCCUUGAAGUCACUGUAAUAUGUUCAAAGCAUAGAAAAGAAGUUGGCUGCUAGUUACUCGUGUAAAACGCCUAUAACAUGGUUUCUCAUUCAUUUUAGGAUGGUGCUGAUUGCCUAAUAUGUAUGCAUCACUGUGCUUAAAUAAUUACUAAUAAAAUCGUGAUCUUGCUAGCUA
Molecule: messenger RNA, 2644 nt
Organism: Rosa chinensis
Lineage: Eukaryota; Viridiplantae; Streptophyta; Magnoliopsida; Rosales; Rosaceae
Product: probable LRR receptor-like serine/threonine-protein kinase At5g10290
Exons: 4
Coding region: 239-2305 (688 amino acids)
Biological process (GO): protein phosphorylation
Molecular function (GO): ATP binding; protein kinase activity; receptor serine/threonine kinase binding
Source: RefSeq, a predicted model, not a curated record